Thyridium curvatum is the source of this 474-nucleotide messenger RNA. RefSeq lists its product as uncharacterized. NCBI's taxonomy places the organism in Eukaryota, Fungi, Ascomycota, Sordariomycetes, Thyridiales, Thyridiaceae. The coding region runs from base 1 to 474 and encodes 157 amino acids. The record is from RefSeq and is a predicted model, not a curated record. The transcript has 2 exons.
AUGAGAAAAAGGCGAGCUCGUGAGGCUUUCCUGGAGCUGCUCGACCGCGCAUACAAGCACCGCUCCUACAAACUGAGACAUUUACUGCACGGCGGGAGGAUGCACACAUUCUUCAAGAGCACCAAGAUGGAUGCGGCGCUGCUUUGCUACAGCGAAGAGGACUGUACAGCGGAUAUGAAGUGCCCCGAACUAAGAAGCAGGCUCUAUGAACUUGCUAUGACGAUCACGACAAGAGGUGACCCUUCGGAGAAAUUUUACACAGGCAAGAUGGAAACGAGCUACGGAUCGAGCACGAAACAAAAGCCACACGUGGAGACAAUGAUUACAUGGAGGUUCAUCAGGUCGCCUGUGGAAUGGAUCGGGCUCAAGGAUGCUAUUACAUUAUGGGAAUACCGGCUCGACACUCCUAGAGCGUACCUGACGACAGGAGAAGAACAGGAGGAUGCCUUGUAUGAUGCACUCAGCGAGCAAUGA